This is a messenger RNA of Bombina bombina (fire-bellied toad), 3211 nucleotides long. Its product is annotated as sodium-dependent proline transporter-like. Gene Ontology annotation, cellular component: membrane. Gene Ontology annotation, biological process: sodium ion transmembrane transport. The record is from RefSeq and is a predicted model, not a curated record. Gene Ontology annotation, molecular function: L-proline transmembrane transporter activity. Bases 135 to 2114 code for a protein of 659 amino acids. The transcript has 15 exons. Lineage: Eukaryota; Metazoa; Chordata; Amphibia; Anura; Bombinatoridae.
CAUGAGUGGGUGGGGCUUCUGCUCACCUGGCCAGGUGAGAAGAUCUCAGUAAAGCUGUCUUUUAUCUUGUAUUCUAUGUCUGUCUGUCCUGGCUCUGUGUAGCCUUCUGGACACCCCUUUCUCAUCACCUCCCCAUGAAGCUGCCCCCAGAGCUAUGGAGUGAGGGGUUACAGAAGAGGGAAUCCCCUGGGGGAGAAAUGCAGCCGAGCCAAACAGCUGGGGGAGGAAGAGAGGAGGAGACUGCAAGUUCCACCACUGCACAGGAUUUAUCAUUGAGACAGGAAGGAACAGCCCCAACGCAGGAUGUGACCCCCACUCAGUCCCCCUUCCAGAUUGACCCAGUGACACCCACCCCACCUGCUAAUCCCCCUCGGGAAACAUGGGGAGGAAAGUAUGAAUUCCUGCUCUCCUGUAUAGGCUACUGUGUGGGUCUUGGCAACGUCUGGAGAUUUCCCUAUCUCUGUUACCGCAAUGGAGGUGGGGCCUUCCUCAUCCCGUAUUCCAUCAUGCUGUUCUUCACUGGCAUCCCCCUCUUCCUCAUGGAGCUGAGCCUGGGACAGUAUGGAGCUGCAGGGCCUAUUACCGUGUGGAAGUGCUGCCCCCUCCUGAAAGGUAUCGGCAUUGGGAUGCUACUCGUGUCCUCUCUAGUCUCUCUUUACUAUAACGUCAUCAUAGCUUGGACCUUCUAUUACCUGGGACAAUCAUUUCAGAUGCCCCUGCCAUGGACCUGUGAAGCUAAAGAAUACUAUCAGCAGUGCCAGAACAUGUCCAGAAACGGAACUCACUUUAGUGCAACAGAAGCUUUUUGGAAUGAGAAGGUUCUUGGAGUUGUACACAGCUCAGGUCUCAGUGACCCUGGCCCUGUUCGAUGGGAACUCGCCAUCUGCUUGCUUGCAGCCUGGAUCAUCAUCUUCCUGUGUAUGCUAAAGGGAAUCCGCAGCUCUGGCAAGGUCGUGUACUUUACAGCGACCUUUCCAUACUUAGUGCUUGUUGUACUUAUAAUACGAGGUGCAACAUUAGAGGGCUCCAUAGACGGUGUGAGAUUCUACCUAACGGCCGACUGGAAACGGCUGCAGAGUGCACAGGUAUGGAACGACGCUGCCUCUCAGAUAUUUUACUCCCUAGGCAUCGGCUUUGGUGGACUGUUGUCCAUGGCUUCAUACAAUAAGUUUGAUAACAAUGUUAUAAGGGACACAUUGGUCAUUGCUAUUGGGAACUGCUGCACAAGCUUCUUUGCCGGAUUUGCAAUCUUCUCCAUACUUGGUCACAUGGCCUGGAAAAAGCGUGUGCCUGUUGGGGAAGUGGCAGAUUCUGGCCCAGGUUUGGCCUUUGUAGCGUACCCAGAAGCCCUUGCUCUGCUGCCUGGCUCAGUGUUCUGGUCCAUCCUGUUUUUCCUGAUGCUUUUCACCUUGGGAGUUGACACUCUGUUUGGUAACAUGGAAGGAAUCACUACUGCUGUGCUGGAUGAGGUCCCAUCCCUUCGGGAAUGGAAGAAAAAGACUGUUUUCCUGGGCGCACUAUGCUUCUUCUUCUAUCUGAUGGGUCUGUUGCUCAUCACAGAGGGGGGCAUCUACUGGUUCACCCUGAUAGAUGCCUACAGCACCAGCUUUGGACUAAUUAUCAUCACGCUUUUCAUGUGUCUGGGCAUUGCUUUCUUUUACGGUGUGAAUCAGUUCUGCCAGGAUAUCAUAGACAUGGUCUGCAGAUGUCCGCCCUGGUGCACCAAAUUCCUUCUGUACUUUAAGGCCUGCUGGGUAUUCUUCACCCCUGUCUUAUUGCUGUUUAUCCUGUUCUAUAUCUUCCUGGAGAUGUACAACACGCCUCUGCGGUACGGGCACUAUGAGUACCCCCGCUGGGGGAAGGCGCUGGGUAUCUGUAUGGGGGCCCUCUGCUGCCUUCAGAUUCCUAUCUGGGCUGGAGUGGCCAUCUUUAAAGAGUCUGGGACACUGAGUGAUAGAUUCAAAAAUUCUAUCCGUCCUUUAAACUCCUGGCGCACCUCGAAUGGUCAGCGGGAACAGAUCAGUGGGAUCAUAGAUGUCCCCUACACUGUCAACCUGACAGAUCAAGACUUCAAUGACCCAGUGUGGCAGACAGGGGGCAGCAGUGAGGCCUGAUGGGAGAGAUUAUUUGACCCUAGGUGGAUAAUGGCACCUGGGGCAAGGAAAGUCUGAGAGACGUAAACGGAUGGCACAAGACACCUUGCACUUUCAGGACAAAUACCUCAUAUAGUAAAGCAAUAACCAAGCCAAACCCAGGAAUACGCAAGACAAGACUUUAGAGAGCUGGCUGACAUCAUUGUAUGGUCAGGCACCACAUUGUACAGCUGUGCCAAGCCCAUGAGAUGGUUUGUGUAGAGUGACACCUACAGUGAUGACCCUAGGCCAAGAUAAAUGACUGUUUCCCAUCAGCUGAUCCAUUGUGACUCAUAGACAAUUACGUCCUCUUGGUGUUUUGAGGACAGACGUGGGCAUUAGUCUUCUGCGCUGCUGGCUCACUGGUCUCCUGACCCUCAGGACUGGGCACUUGUAAUGUCCCUCAAAACAAAUCUCAAGUUGAUCCAGGAGCAGAACAGAUGUAAAAUUGCUCUUCCGAUUUGUUGCUAAGGUUAAUCUGGGGCAUUUUUACACUGUAUGUGCCAAACCAAAGCACAGUGAGUUGUCUGUAUACUGUCAUCAGCCCCUAAGUAUGGGGGAGGUAUAGAGUAACAUUACUGGGGUUUUAAGCAGCAAAAUACUGUCUACUACCUCUAAGGUCUUCGUACUUCUAAGUACCUUUUAAAGGGACUUUAAACUCAAAGUUUCAUUGUCCAUAAAAUGUAUAAUAAUGUGCAGUAAACAAACUUUUUUUUCAAUAUUACUUUUAUUAUUUAUUGUGCCUGUAAUUUACCUCUGAAAAAAGCGGUUCUACUACCAAAGAGAUUGUAGCGGAUCCUGCGGACUUCAAAACUCUAACUCUGCUACAUCUCAACCAGCACCAGCAGUUGUUUGAUUAAUGCAGAAUCUCAUUUGUAUCUGCCCCUAAAUAGCCACAAAAGAAGAAACACAAUUAACAUACUAUAGAGGCUUUUCAAGUGGUGUCUCCCUGGUCUGCAGAACAAAUUUAAGCAACCAGUAGGUCUGCAUGCACAAUUUAUGUAUUUUAUAUAAGUUGUCAUUUUGUUAAAUGGACAAUCUAGUCAAAAUUAAACGUUAUGCUCACUCCUGUGAAGUUA